This is a messenger RNA of Carcharodon carcharias (great white shark), 6897 nucleotides long. Its product is annotated as ras GTPase-activating protein nGAP-like. Bases 19 to 3546 code for a protein of 1175 amino acids. NCBI's taxonomy places the organism in Eukaryota, Metazoa, Chordata, Chondrichthyes, Lamniformes, Lamnidae. The transcript has 18 exons. Gene Ontology annotation, biological process: regulation of GTPase activity. The record is from RefSeq and is a predicted model, not a curated record.
UUGCCCAGUUGCUUAGCGAUGAAUGUGGAGGAGAAUUCAGCCUCAGCUGCGGCAGAUUCUCCUGAGAAACAGACGGGGGACAACCCGUUGAAGGCUUACAAGUGGUUCACAGGGUCCAAGUUGAAUGCUAGGAAGGAUGAAGAGGAAGAGCAGGAGGCAGCUUCAGAGAGGGAGGCCCCAGAGGAAGGGGACUUGAAGGAGGCUGUUGGAGGCGCUGAGACUGCUCUGCAGGGCACUCAAGGGGAAAGUUCCCCAAAGAUCAAGGGGAACAACUGCACAGCUGACAGGGAAAGUGCCAACCAGAGUCAUCCAACCCAUGGUGAUGGUCAAGCUGUGCGGGGCAAAAGGGACAAUCUGUCCAAGAAAUUGAGCUACCAGCGCACUCAAUCUGAACCAGCCCAAUCCACAAAAGUCCCUGGAACUCUGAGAAAGGUGAAGUCAGACUCGGCUGAGAGGAUCCGGAGAUUACUAACUACAUUUUCUAAUCGACUGUCCGGAAAACGUUCUUUCCAGGAGCCAGCAUCGGACCAUUCCCAGCAAGACGAUGUUGACGCAGCAGCGACAUCCACCACUCCGAGCCCUCCCAUUUCUCUGGUGCCCAGUGUGGGAGUCCCAGUCUGGGACGUCAAUAACUGUACCCUAGUCGACGGCCAGCUCGUGCUGAUGUCAAAGGAUGAUGAGGGAAGUUGCAAAAUUAGGCUGAGGACUAGUAGCUGCAUAUCUGAUACCAGCUUCAGUCAAUCGCAGAACUGCGAGCCUACCCCUGGUAAAAAGAGUCCCUCCACCAUUAGGAAAUUGGAAAGGAGUGGAGGCACUAGUGAAGGUCCAGUGAACAACGUGAAGAAUCUGAUCAUCAGAAGAUGGAAGAGGAAAAGUCAAAGUCAACCAGAAACACCACAGUCUCCAAACAACAAAAGCAUCAGGCGCACCAGUAUACAGAGGUUGAGUGAAGCUGUUUCUUAUGAGUCCCUGACGGGAUCUUUGAACCCAAUAGAAACACUCGAUUUGACGAAUGAGACAAAUGUUAUCAUCAGACCACUUCACAGCAGUAUUCUGGGAGAGAGAUACUGCUUCGAGGUUAUUAACUCCAGAGGGAGCCGAUGCUUCGGUUGUACAUCCGCUGCAGAGAGAGACAAAUGGAUAGAGAAUCUUCUUCGAACUGUCCAACCCAACAAGGAUAACUGUGAGAGGGUGGAGAACAUGCUGAGUCUUUGGGUGAACGAGGCCAAGGACCUGACCCCCAAGAAGAAAUACUUCUGCGAGCUGCAUCUCGAUGGCUACCUCUACGCUCGGACAACCAGCAAGGUCAGCAACGAGGAACUCUUCUGGGGCGAGCACUUUGAGUUCAACAAUCUGCCCCCUACAAAGGAAGUCACCUUGCAUCUCUUCAGGGAUGAGGAUAAGAAGAGGAAAGAGAUGAGCGCGCUUGGUUCCGUCACCAUCCCUCUCGCCGAGGUCACCGGCCGCCAACAUGUGGAGAAGUGGUACAACAUCACCAGUCAGCCCAUAACCAAGGGAAAGAUGGUGAUGCCAACCAUACGGAUUAACCUGCGUUACCAGAACAUCAAGGUCUUACCAAUGAUACACUACAAGGAGUUUGCAGAGUACCUCAUCAGUCACUAUACCACUCUGUGCACUGUGCUGGAACCAGCCCUGAAAGUGAAGGAUAAGGAGGAGGUGGCCUCUGCCUUGGUCCAUGUUCUACAGAGUGUCGGAAAAGCCAAGGACUUCCUGAUUGAAUUGGGGAUGGCUGAGGUGAAUCGCUGUGAGGAUAAACACUCGGUGCUCUUCAGAGAAAACACCUUGGUCACCAAGGCCAUUGACGAAUACAUGAAGCUAGUUGGACAGAAGUACCUGAUAGAAACACUUGGAGACUUUGUGACGAGACUUUACAAUCCAGAAGAAAAUUAUGAAGUUGAUCCCAACAAAUGUUCAGCCAGUGACAUGUCCGAGAAUCAAGCCAAUAUGAAGGCCAGCUGCGAAGAGGCGUUUAGACAGAUUACAGAAUCCCAUUGCGUGUUUCCGGUGGAGCUGAGGGAGGUAUUUGCAGCCUGGCAGCAGCAGUGCUUCAGUCGAGGGAAGGAAGAGAUCGGCAUGCGCAUGAUCUGUGCCUCGCUGUUCCUGCGAUUCCUCUGCCCGGCGAUAAUGUCACCCAGUCUAUUUAACCUGACCCAAGAAUACCCCAACGACAGCACAGCACGGACACUCACACUCAUCGCCAAAGUCAUUCAGAACCUGGCCAACUUCGUCAGGUUCGAAGACAAAGAGGGCUACAUGGCCUUUAUGGAUAAUUUCUUAGAGUCAAACUGGGACAACAUGAAAUCCUUUCUGACAAACAUUUCCAAUCCUGAGCGCCCCAUGAACAGCUCAGAGUUUGAAGGCUGCAUCGACCUCGGGCUGGAACUGUCCAUCCUGCACUCUCUUCUCUGUGACAUUAUGUCUCGGUUGGAGCAGCAAGACCUGAACAGACUGCGACCUCUCCCUGCCAUUCUCCAUGGAAUCACCCACUCACUGGAAAACCCAAAUGCACCAAUGGUGCACCACGAGGAAGUCAGCAGUUACUGCCGUGAAGACAAACCGACCUACGUGGCGCCCAAGAACGUCAACCUGGUCAGCGCGUCCUUGCUGAGCUUGCACCAGUGUGCAGCGGAAGAGCAGUAUCCGAAGUCCAGUGGGAUUGGAAACAAGGGGAUGACGCUGGUGAAACGCACCCAGAGUGCACCAGCACGGAAAAGACCCUACAUCUCUCGGCAACACUCCACUUGCGAACCUGAUGCUGGGAUGGGAGGCCCCAUCGAGAGAGACACCAUCACGAACCUGCCAGACAGGUCUUACAGUACCCUAACAAAGAUCCCCCUCUCUGUCACCCAGUCGUUAAAGCAGUCCCACUCUCGCCCACAAAGUAACCCACGUCUGAGAAUGCAGGGUCACAACCCACGCCGGGUGCCAGUCGAUUCAUUCAGAAAGUCCCAAGUCCCAUGGGAACGCAUCUCUGGGCAUGAGGAAUGGUCCUCUCAAACAGAACCAGGAAGACAGGACUUCAAACCUUUUGAGAAGCAUGAACAAGACAUCUCCAGUCUACAGGAAAACGUAGAGACCAUCAAUCAGGAACUGAAAGAGUUUAAAAAUCACAUAGACGAGCACGUUCAGAGGGUGCUUCAGGAGAACAAUGAGAAGCAGAGAAAACAACUGGAUGAAAAGGACCAGCUGAUAAAGAACCUUACCAGCAGACUUGAAGCAAUUGAAGAGGGAAGGAAGAAGGACAUUGAAAAAGUAGAAGCUGCCACCCAGAACCAACAGAAGAUUGAGUCUUUGGAAAAACGCCUCUUUGCAAUGGAAAAAGAACAUCAGGAAUUGCUGCUCUCCAUCAAAGGGCUGAGGGACAAUCAGCAACCAGCAGGCUCCAACCACGUCACUUCAUCAAGUGUCAUACCCGAGGCUCCAUCCAGCCCUAAUCCCUCUCCUCCACCCAGUUCCAAGGCACCAUCCGGUCCCGCUGAGCUACCCAUUGUGGAAAAUGGCCAACCAGAGAUUGACAGUAGCUAAGAACUUUCUCACCCUUUGGAAUUUGUGUUUUCCCAUAGAAACGGCAUUGGAAAGAGCUAAAGAGAAAUGGAUAACACGUUAUAAUCCUUCUUCAUUUACAAUGCCUGGUACACAUUGAUGUUAUUGCUCAUGUAUUAUUCAUUGUACACGAGGAGAGGGCCUUAACCACAGUCUAUUGACAUCUUUGGGGGUUGGGGUGGGGAAGGGUCGGUUACUGACGCCCACUCAAGUGGCAUUGGGAAUGUUGACAGCCCAUCAGCCAACCAUUAGCAGCAGGUCAAGAAUGAGGAGCAGAUUUGGGAUUCACCACAUACAUAAAAUUAUAUAGAACGACCGGCACGGAACUGGCCGUUUGGCCCAACUGAUGCUCCCUCCAUCUCACCCCAUCAGUAUAAUUAUUAGGUCAGAUUAGUGGAAUACACAAUACAGAAACCAAUGGGCGAAUUUCCCAGCCCCGCCCCCACACCUCUACCGCCGCGGGGCCAGUGGCCCAGUGAAAUCUCUAUUCACACCGGCGGGACCUGAAGAUCCCGUCAGCUUGAGGGGCUGGAAAAUUCUGCCUGUCGGUCAAACUGAAAGGAUUAUUUACACUUUUGAAUUUACGUCAGUGCUUUUCAUGGUAUUACUCCGCACCUCUCACAUAUCUCAGCAGCUUUAAAGGACACCCAUGUAUAGGUUUCUUACGCCCAAUUUUUUUUUUUACCCUCAGUCAGCUGACGACUGCCUUAGACUGAAAAAUAAAAAUAAGAAUGGGGGGUGUAAUUUAUGCUCUAAAUUCUUGCUCUAAAUAGAAGCUUUCGAAAAAUACUUGUUCCCAGGGCAUAGUUAUCACCAGCAACGCCAGUAUUUAUAGCCCAGCCCUGAUUGUCUUUGGGAGGAUGGUGGUGAGUUGCCUUCAUGAACUACUGCAGUCCGUGUGAUGGGGGUACACACACAAUGCUGUUAGGGAUACCCCUGAUAUUGACCCAAGUCAGAAUGGUGGUGUGACAUGGGAGAGCAACAUUUUGAGGGGAUGACAUUACGAUAACAAAAAUAAUACCUUGUAAACAAUACAAUGUAAUAUUCCUGUAUUUUUGUAUAAUAAUGUGAGUUCGACACGCGUUGAAAUGUCAAAAUAUUGUCGAGCUGAAGGCACCAUAUUUUGCUAUCGAUAUGGAAGAUUCAGUGUUUGUCUGUACAGGUAUGGCAAGUGUAAGUUUACACUGUUCAUUUUGCAAUAUGUUUCAUAGCUGGGCUUUUAUUCCAUAAGUAUUGAAGAUUAGGUGCCACACAACAGCAGCAACUUGCGUUUAUUUGGCAUUUUUUUAAUGUAACAAAAUCUUCAGCAGUAUACAGGAGUGCUAUCAGACAAAAAUUUGACACAAAGCCACAUAUUUAGAACAGGUGGGCCAAAGGAUCUCACAGGAGGCGAGAAGUAGAGAAGUGAAGAGAAACAUAGAGGUAGGAGUAGGUCACUGAGCCUCCGCUAUUCAUGAGCGAAGGAGGGUAUUUUAAGAAUUAUUUUUUCAUGGGAUGUGUUGCUGGUGGCUAGGCCAGCAUUUAUCACCCAUCCCUAAUUGCCUUUGAGAAGGUGGUGGUGAGCUGUCUUCUUGAACCGCUGCAGUCCGCGUUGCACCCUAACCCUAAUUCCAGAGCCCAGGACCUCAGCAACUGAAGACACAGCCACCAAUGGAGGUCUGAAGGAACUUGGGAUUUUGCAAAGAUGUCAAAGGGUUGUGGGACUGCAGGAGGUUACAGAGCUAGGGAGGUGGGGAGGUGGGGGCAAGACCAUGGAGGGAUUCAAACACAACGGUGAGAAUUUCAAAGCUGAGGCAUUACGCGAGUGACAGCCAACCUAAGUCAGCAAGAGCGGGAGUGAUGGAGGAAUGGAACUUUGUGCAAGUUAGGAUAACAAUAACUGAGUGGAUAAGGUUUAUAGAGUGAUAAGUGGGAGACUAACCAAGAAAACACAAGUCGGGAGGUAAGAAUAGAACUGUAUACAAAUUUCAACAGCAGAUAGGCUGAUCAAGGCAAGGGCAGAGACAAGUGAUAUUACACAGGAAGUGCUGAACUGAGACCUAGGGACAGGUCGAGUAUCCUUUUUCCAAAACCCUCGGAGCCAAAUGUGUUUCAGAUUUCAGGUAGUUUCGGUUUUCGGAUACCACAUGUAGACCUAUUUACUUUGAAAAUGGCCGAAGCCUAGGCCAGCUAUAGUCUACGGUAAAUAAAAUGGCUAAAAAGUAAGAUGUAUCACUGAAUAAUAAAUACAGGGUACCUGUAAUAACUUCCCACCCAUGGCGCCAUCUGUGAUUCAGCUUGGAGGAGAUCAACAGUACAGAUAAAAAUCGCAAACAAGCAGCUGGACUUUCUGCGCUAGAGGUCGGGUGGGGUCGGCUCGGGUCACAGACUUUCCGCACUAAAGGUCAGGUGGGGUCAGCGAGGUUCGUGUCGGCGCUGCUCGCAGACUUCCCGCGCUAAAGGUCGUGUGGGGUCAGCAAGGUUCAAGUUGGCUCGGGCCAUAUCAGCUUGAGUUGUAUUGGCUGGAGUCAGGGACUUCCCACGCUAAAGGUUGAGGAGGUUGGAAAACAGUGCAGUCUUUGGAUGUGCUGGGUUUUCGGAUUUACAGUAAUAGGAUACCAAACCUGUAUUAGCUUCACUUUAGCAGGCAUUGUAGGCACUCGACAAGUACAGAACGGUUUGAUUUUUGGCAGUUUGUGCAAACUGAGAUUAGUUUGAAAACAGCUUUCCAACGAUUCAGUUAGUCAAGCAUUAUUUAUUCUCUGCUAUGACAUUCUUUCUGGAGAUUUAGAAAGUUUUUUUCUCUGCAGACAUCGGUGGAAGUGGGCAGUACAUACGUGUGAAACACCAUUUUGUGAAGCGGGGGCUUUCCCUGACGUAGCUGCGUCAUUUUGUGUGGUGAUGACGUAUUUUGUGUACGCUUUACCAUUCAGGCCCUAGAUUUUCCUGAGACUCAUACAAUGUCAUGAGUAACAUUUCAAACCAGUAAUAAAAAACUGAUGGUUGUACAGUUAACACGUGAAAUUGCAAUGUUUCCUCAGCGGGUAUAACCUCUUAGACAGAAUAGAUAACAUAUCAGUCUUGGCACUGUCGAAACAAUUAGACCUGAGGUUAUAUCUGGUGUACACCUUUGAUCAUGGUAUAAAAAGUUGCACAGUUUCCUGAAGAUCCAAACACAGUUAAGCCUCAAGAGGAAUUUUCUCCCUGCACCCGGGAAUAUUGUUCCAACGUGUCCCUCUCGCUACUGACCUGGAUGCAUGUUACAGGUCAGCUCAUGUGAAUGAUCUUGUCCUCUAAUCAUUCCCUCUCUCCAUUGCAAUUCCUCUCUCCCUUUUUCCUUGCGGUGGUUCAUCA